This is a messenger RNA of Acanthosepion pharaonis, 3687 nucleotides long. NCBI's taxonomy places the organism in Eukaryota, Metazoa, Mollusca, Cephalopoda, Sepiida, Sepiidae. The record is from the annotation of a GenBank genome assembly.
AUGUCGACAUCACUUAGGGACGAUGUAAACCUAGCUAGGAUAUUUGAAAAACUUGGGCACCAACUGGAAGAAAUCCGAGUGCGGGCUCUAACGAACAUACUCAGCAAACUCGACCAUAAAUUGGUGUCUCUACAUGACCUUAUCCAAGAGAAGCAUUUUCUCAUCCGUCUCCUGGAAUGGUUCAAUUUUCCAAAUGCUCCAAAACAAUCAGAGGUCAUUGAUCUUAUGUAUCAAUUGUCACAGCAUUCGGCUGCUGCUGAAAUCCUUCGAGAUGUGGGUGGAGUUGACUUUUUGACCCACUUUCGUAUGGAUACAACAGCCACCCUGAAAGUGAAGAUUGAUAAAAUUCUGGAUAACCUGAUGAAAUUGCCAGACUUUGAUAAUGGACAUAAUGGAGCAGAUUAUAUAUUUUACCAACAGCCAAAUUUCCAGUUUGAAACAUUUCCUGCUGACCAAGUUCAAAGUGGUGGUGACCCAUUGCAUGCAUCUGUUUCAGGGAUGUCAGUUCCACCUAAUGCACCUGCAUCUAAGACACACAAACACUCAGCCAAUGAAAGCUACAACUUGCCUCAUCCUGCCCAUGAGAGAUCUUCAAUUCUUUCAACUUCAUUCAACAAAUUCUCAGUUCUUUCUACUGGUUUUAAAGUCACUACUUUUCCUUGGCUCCCCCUGACACAAACAGACCGACAGGUUUUAUCUUCUACCAAUUCACUGUUACAAAGUAAAGAUCCACACAUGUUGAUCAGUGCUUGUGAAUUCCUACAAGAUGUUGUGUUUCAUGACUUUCCGGCUGAGAUAUUCCUGCAAAGACCAAACAUUGUGCAGAGCCUGUUUCAGUUGCUGGAUUUGUCAUGCAAUCUACCAGAAAACACCUCUGACCAGAAUCAGUCCUUGAUGAAACCAAAUCUGAUACUUGAAGCUUCUAAAACUUUGAUUCAUCUUUUGAGCUGCUUGACUGCAAGACUAAAGUAUCAUCAAGACCCAACUUUUCACACACCUAAACCAGAUUUCACUUCAAGUGCCACCUCCCUGGCUUCUCAUAAUGGCUCAGCUGGAAGUUGUUCACUGCAUUCUACUGAUACAAGAUUCUCAGCUUUGGGUAAGAGUGACUCACGGUGCUGUGGCGAUGGCAGGGAUGGUGACAGCUCAUCUACAAGCAGGUCCUCUUUUCAGUCUGUUGGAGAUGUUUCCCUCUUUCCUCCUGAAAAUAUAGAAACAGAGACCGCAUCCCAUCCACAACAAUUAAUGUUGCCACAGUUUUGUGUUGAGUUGAUGUCAUCAGGAUUGACCUUGCUGGAGAGAACCCAUGACCUUGGUCAUGUCUUUGUUAUCCUCAGGCUUCUCCAUUCUGACCUCAAACUGUUGGCGGAGGUCAUCAGCUUUAGCAUUUGGAAUGAUAACAAUUCGGCUUCAAGGCACAUUGUAACAUGUUUAACAAAAUGUCUGGAAUCAAUUAGCAGUCUUAUGCAACAUUAUCACCAUAGCAACAAGAUUACCGUCAACAGAGAUCAGAAUGUUACUGAGCAUCGACAAAUAUUCCUGGGUCUUGCUUCCUUUUUGGAGAGUUUUUUAAAACAGCUUGUUCCUGUUGACAAGAUAAAAUUGCCUGUGCCUGACAUGUUAUCAUCAGCCCUGGAACUGGUUGUGUUUGACGAGUGCCUUUCACAAAUGUGGCCUGACCUUCAUUCAACAAUGUUGGGUUAUUUACAUAAAGUUGCCAAUGAGCGUUACCUCCUUUAUGCAGAGACUGCACGUGUGUGCACCUCCCUACAGCGUACAUGCUAUUUUCUAUCUAAAAGUAAAAUGAGUGAUGGCAGUGUAGAAGAGUUAUUAAAUCUGGCUGAAGAAGCUUUAUUAAGUGUCCCCUACCACAUGUACAAAGAUUUUAUUUACAGUUAUAUGGACUUCUGCUCAGAGUUCUGUGGCAGUCUUGCAAUUUCUGAUACAUCCUGCAACAGCAAACAAGCCAGAGAAAUUUUAUGUCACCUACUUGCACAUAUCAAUUCUAAAAUUAAGGAAAUAUCCUAUGAAUAUUGCCUUAAAGUCAUUAAGGAAUCUCUGAAUAUCAAUGAAGCAGCUGCCAACCCUUCUUCAUCUUUACCAAUGCACACUAAAUUUGUUAUUCAUCCUCUUGUGCUACUUGAGAUUGUAUCAUUUGGUAUGGCAGACACAAAUAAAAAGAUUUCUCAGUCAGCUUUUGAUAUCAUGUUGUAUUUAUUGCAAGGACAACUUCUUCUAGAAGGUGAAAUGUGGCAAGACCUGAUCACUUGUUUAUCUCAUGUCCUUCCUGUAUUACAGUCAUAUGCAGAUACUGAAAGUCCUCUUGGAAAAAGUAUCUAUCUAUCUAUCUAUCUAUCUAUCUAUCUAUCUAUCUAUCUAUCUAUCUAUCUAUCUAUCUAUCUAUCUAUCUAUCUAUCUAUCUAUCUAGGAUAUUUGGAUGUGAAAGAGUUAUCCGAUGUGUUUGUGCUUUCCAACCAAGUUACAUUGCAACUGGAUAAUCAAGACUGUGUUUUCAAUUCAGAUGAUGUGGAAAAAAUUUACCAUAUAUUUUCAUCAGGUACUCUUGAUGAACAAGUCAAAAAGUCUGCUCUAGAACAACUGGUCUUGAUGCUACUUGAUGAAAAUCUUCAUCAGACAUUUCAACAGUUGGGAGGAAUAGAAAAUAUUUUGAAUCAUAUUCAAAGAUAUGUCAUGAAACCACAGAAUCCAGAAAACGGUACUGACAAUAGUUGCCGUUUGUUUUUGCCAUCUUGUAUUUCCAUUUUGUCCCUGUUACUACAACACAGUAAUGUUUUGAGGCAUAAAUUGGCUCAGCAACAGGAUAUAUAUUACAGCUUAAUUCGAGUUGCUUUACUUCAUCACAAAGAAGAACCUCUCAAAGUAGAACUGGCCAAGAUUUUCACAUUUCUGUUAUUUGACGAAGUAAUUCUUUCAGGUGUUAGUUAUAAGAAAUCACCUGAAAAGAAACAUUCUGCUAUCUUCUCUUUACCUGCUGCUGUUUGUCAAAGGUAUCAUCUGCCAUUCAAAUGUCCAUUGUAUCAUGAAAAUAGUCCAAACUUGAAGCCUUCCUUUAUUUCCAAUUCUUUAAGUUCAACUUCUUGUAGUGAUAUGAUGAGAUUUGCUUGGAAUUUUGCAUGGCACCAAGGAAUCAAUGGCCUCUUAGAAUAUGUGAAGAAUUUGUCUUCAAAAACAGAUGCUGACAAACCAGAGUACCCUCAGCACUUGCAUCUGACCCCCAUUGACUAUGUACUGCUUCAAAAAAGUCACAUUCCCACCAGUCUUCAAUUUGCUAUUGAUGGUAUUUCAAAUGCCACAAAUCACCAGGCAGUCAUUGUAGCAUUGAACCAAAUUCUUAUCUAUUUGGUGUCCUUAGAGGGCAAUCAGAAAGCUGUUUGUAGCACACUCCAUGAACUCAAGUGGACAGACAACUUGUGUCGUUUCUUACAAGUUGUACCAUCCUCACCACCCGAUGAGUGGCUUUUAUACCAAGUACUGCAUUUCAUUAGUUGUGUCCUGCAGUUCAGUAGCUCUGUACCUGACCAUGUACUGCAAUGGUUUGGAGAAUUGCUCUAUAAUCCCAAAGGGACACUCUUUUGUCUACUCAGCCGAACAGAAGACAACCAAGACCUUCCUGAAUAUGUAGCUGCCAUAAAAAGGUAUGUGAACAAAAAGAAAAAAAAAUACUAA